AUGUCUCACCGUCGUCAGCGUUUAAUAGAACAACGUCUGACAGAUCUGCGAGAUCGCAUAGACCGCGCAGAUCCCGAAGAUGUCACAAGCCUCACAGACCUCCUAGAACUGUUGGGAGAUGCACCUCCCAGGAUUGUGGAAACAGCACCCACCUCCCCGGCUCGAGACAUACCUUCCACCCCCAUAUCUAGAGAACCCUCAGACUUUCAGAUCAGAGAUGCACCUCACAGAAUUAUGGAUAUAGCUCCCACCUCCCCAGUUCGAGACACACCUCUCAUGUCCAGAUCUAGAGGAUCCUUAGACUUUGGGACCGGAGAAAUGCUUUGCUUCCAUAACAGUGCCCUCUGCAAAGAUAUGACACAGGCCCUCCAUAAUCUUCUAGCCAAGGAAAGAAGAGGCCGCGCACCACAACAGUACUCAAUACUCCAGCGCUACCACGUCGUCAAGAUAGAAAGCAGGACGCCCAGUCUCGGACAUAGCAUGCGAUGGGAGAACUGCGACCGGACACCGGGUGUUGGAUCAUGUCAUGACGAUCUCCGGUGCUUCAACCCAAACGAGUGCGCGGUCAACUACGUGAACCGCUUCUGUCUCGACCGGGAUGUCUUCCGCCGGUACAACAUCGAAUGCGAACAGGCCAACAGGGUCUUUAACGUGUACAAAAGUCAACUUCCUCCUAGAUAUGCCCAGGGAUGUUCCAACGCGGUUACAAACAUGUUCUGUAGCUUAUUCAUUGAUAGCCACGACAUUGACGACGUUGACGACUGGGACCCAAGGGUUCACGGAGUUCUGUCCUGUAAUUACCUUGACAGUUACCAAAAGUUCGCCAAUGAUUUCUAUUUUGAGAUUAUGGCUACUAGGGCAAGAGGAAACAUGAGAGAGUUCCAUGCUGGAAGAUGGUGCUGA
Fusarium graminearum PH-1 is the source of this 903-nucleotide messenger RNA. RefSeq lists its product as uncharacterized. The coding region runs from base 1 to 903 and encodes 300 amino acids. NCBI's taxonomy places the organism in Eukaryota, Fungi, Ascomycota, Sordariomycetes, Hypocreales, Nectriaceae. The transcript has a single exon. The record is from RefSeq and is a predicted model, not a curated record.